Beta vulgaris subsp. vulgaris (sugar beet) is the source of this 1602-nucleotide messenger RNA. RefSeq lists its product as hypothetical. Gene Ontology annotation, biological process: RNA processing. The record is from RefSeq and is a predicted model, not a curated record. NCBI's taxonomy places the organism in Eukaryota, Viridiplantae, Streptophyta, Magnoliopsida, Caryophyllales, Amaranthaceae. Bases 449 to 1339 code for a protein of 296 amino acids. The transcript is spliced from 3 exons.
AGACACUGGGCAGACGCGUGAAAGUGAGGAAGAGAUAAUUUUUUUUUUGAAAAAUACACGCUGAAAGGAAGAGAAAAAUUGAGGACCAGAGAAACGGAAAACCCUAAACUCGGCGGCAGAAUGACGACCGGUUGACCACCGCCACCGGUGAGGAGGAGCCGAAGAGGAACGAAGCCACGAAGCGAGUGCGACGGAGUCGGGAGACGAAGCGACGCCGCCACCCGCACCGCCCACGUCCAGUCCCCGUCGCCGACCUCUCGAGACGCCCAGUCACUUCAGUCAGUCGGUUCAGGAAACUAGUCUUGUUGUUGUGGUUUAUCACACAUGUUUCCUCACAUAUGACAUAUCUACUGUAUUAAACUAAACGAAGAGGAGCCAUUAGACAAGCCCAUCAAGUAUCAAGUGUUCGACGAAAUUCCCCGACGAGGAAAACCUGUAAAAAUUAGAGAUGGGUAAACAGGGUAAGAGGACAGAGAAUAGCGUGAGUCGCACAUCUUCAUCGGGGUUUCACACAUCUCUUUCUCUUCGGGAAGAAGCUAGUGGAAAGAAACAAUUUCACAGUGCCAAAUCAAUUUUCAAACACAAACACUUCCAGAACUUGGCGCAGUGGGCUGCUGGUGUUUCGCAAGGGGAGGAUGAUGAUGAACCUUCAGCUUGUUGUUUAGGUGCAUUUUUCGGUCGUCGUUUCGCUGAAUUUGGGGAGUCUUUAGGAAUUUCGCCUGAUCCUUCUCUCUUUCCUUGUCAAAGGUGUGAAACUAUUCUCGAACCUGGUGUCAACUGCACUAUUCGAAUAGAGAAAAAUCGAGCCAAAAGUCGAAGGCACAGCAGAAGUAAGUCACCCACGCAGAAUAACGUUGUUUACAAGUGCCACUUCUGUUUGCACCGCAAUCUAAAGCGAGGAACCCCUAAAGGAUAUAUGAAAGAUUUAUUCCCGUCUAGGGCCAGCUCUUCGAAGUCUAAACUUGUAACCUCUGCAGCAAAAAAAUGUCCAACAACAGCAAAAACUAAUAUUAGUGAUGUCAAAUCUGAUGUGGCCAAUGAAGCAUCUUCACCAGCAAUAAGCAAUGUUUGUUCUACUCUUACAGACAGUCCAAACAGUUCAUUAGCCAACAGUGGUGCAAAAUUAUUGGAUGGUAAGAGGAGGAAAAGGAAAAAAACAGGGCUGAAGGGAUCCGCGGAUGAGACUGUGGCUAGCUCAGCCCCAGCAGAGAUGGAAAAAGCCAGUGGCACUGGGAAGCGGAGGAGAAAGUCGUGGACUACUCUGAAAGAUAUCGCAGACAAUGAAGAGCAUAACAGGAAUCAGAGGUUUGCUAACUUUUCAAUUCCAUUUGUCUUGUAAUUGUAUUUAGUAACUUAGUUUUACAGUGAGCUCGUAUAAGCUGAGUAGAUUCAACCAGUCUCUUAUUAGACUAUUUUUUAUCGAUUUCUUUUGUAAUUUUUUGUUUGUUUGUUUGUUUGUUUAACUAGUAGUAGAUUGGCCUGUCGUCUGGUUCAGACCAUCUAGAUUCUAGAAUUUGCGGAGCAAAUUUAAUGCUGCUUCAAACGUUGAGACUAUUGUAAUUAGUUAAGUGCAUCAGAAUAUCUGAAAAUAUUUGCAUUUGA